Fusarium redolens is the source of this 347-nucleotide messenger RNA. RefSeq lists its product as uncharacterized. The transcript has 2 exons. Bases 30 to 347 code for a protein of 105 amino acids. The record is from RefSeq and is a predicted model, not a curated record. NCBI's taxonomy places the organism in Eukaryota, Fungi, Ascomycota, Sordariomycetes, Hypocreales, Nectriaceae.
CUCAUACAAUCGGCCUAGCCCUCUUCACCAUGAUAGUCGUUAAUCCUACAGUCACGUCCGACCAGGCUGGUGAUCACUCGCCUCCAGCCACGGACUUGCCAUUUGCAGCCAUCAUCCUCGCCAUCUUCACCCUAGCACUAGCACUAGCAUUUCAUGUGCUGUUUGUCCUCCAACCUCAUAAUCUCUGUAGUAAUAUACUGAGACCCGGCAGUAGGUCUGAGUUGAUCAGCGGCGAUAUUUUUGAGCCGGCGAUACUAGACCAAACUGCCCUUGUACGAGCUUACAGGCAGGGGAAGGCCGAAACGAAUCAUGUGGCGGACAUCGUAUCCGGUUUUAAUGCCUGGUAA